Molecule: messenger RNA, 1869 nt
Organism: Lycium ferocissimum
Lineage: Eukaryota; Viridiplantae; Streptophyta; Magnoliopsida; Solanales; Solanaceae
Exons: 7
Coding region: 78-1739 (553 amino acids)
Molecular function (GO): RNA binding
Source: RefSeq, a predicted model, not a curated record
UCCAAUCUCCCCCCAAAUUCUCCCCUUUUUACUCUUUCAAUCCAUUAAACUUUGCUUCUCCUUCUUUCUCAAACUCAAUGGCAAAGAAAUCCAAAGAUAAGCAAAAACAACAACCAACCAAUAAUGAAACCUCAAAUUCAUCAGAUAAUAUUUUCAAUACCCUUUUUGGAGCAACAGAAGAUUCCAACAUUUCUUCACUCUUUUCUGAUAACAAUCCCUUCAAAAGAAAACCUAAUGACAAUUCCACAGCUACCCAAGAACCAAAAAUAGAUGUUCUAGAAGCUUCUAUUGAGAAUCAAACUGAUACUGCAGAAAUCAAGAAAAGGAAAAAAAAGGAUAAAAAUGUAAUUUUGAAUGUAGAAUCUGAGGACCAAGAUGGAAAAUCCAAAGGGGUUUCUUCAUCUGGUGUUGAUGAAUCAAAUGGUGUAGUUCUUGAUUCUGUAAAGAAGAAGAAAAAGGAUAAAAAUGUAAUUUUGGGUAAAGAAGAAGUUAAUGAGGAUAAGGGUAGUAGUGACCCCAAAAGGGUUGAUUUUUCUGAGUUUGUGGAAUCAAAUGAUGGAAUAUCUGAAAAGAAAAAGAAGAAAAAGAGGAAAAGGGAUGAGAUUGAGGCCGAGUAUGAGGCGAAAAAAUAUGGGGUUGUUGAUGUGGUGGAAGUGGAAAAAGGGAUUGGAGAAAUGGUGGUAGGCGAAAAGAGGAAGAAAAUGGAUAAUCCAGAGGAUAUGAUGGUAAAAAAUGAGGGAUUUGAUGAUGAGAAUAAACUUUUAAGGACAAUAUUUGUUGGGAAUUUGGAUUUGAAGAUAAAAAAGAAGGCUUUAUUGAAGGAGUUUGGGAGUUUUGGUGAGAUAGAAUCAGUUAGGAUUCGGUCUAUUCCGUUAACUGAUAGUGCAACACCAAGGAAGGCGGCUAUCAUUAAGAAAAAACUCAAUGACAAUGCGGACAGUGUUAAUGCUUAUGUUGUUUUUAAAUCAGAGGAAUCUGCCCAGGCUUCUUUGGCGCAUAAUAUGGCAGUGGUUGGAGGAAGACAUAUCCGAGUUGACAGAGCAUGUCCACCACGCAAGAAGAUGAAGGGAGACAAUAGUACACUGUAUGACAACAAAAGGACUGUUUUUGUUGGUAACCUUCCAUUUGAUGUGAAGGAUGAAGAAAUUUAUCAGCUGUUUUCUGGUAUGAAAGAGUUCGCAUCGAGCAUUGAAGCUAUUCGGGUGAUCAGAGAUCCCAGUACUCUCCUAGGAAAAGGAAUUGCUUAUGUUUUGUUCAAAACGAGGGAAGCUGCGAAUGUUCUUUCUAGAAAGCGUAACUUGAAGCUACGGGAUCGUGAGCUGAGGUUGUCUCAUUCUAAAGCAACUUCUACUCCAUCUAAGAGGAAAAGCUUGUCAACUGAAGACAGAUUCAGGUCCCCGGCAAAGAAGUUUGCAGUAGAUUCAGCUACACCAGGCAGUAGUAGUAGCUAUAAGGCGAAUACAAAGUCUGCCAUGUCCUACCAGGGUGUGAAGGCAAGCAAAUCUGGUGUGCAGAAGAAAACUCAAUCGAGGAUGAGCGACCGAGGAAAAUUGAAACCUAAAACACAGAUAUCACAAAAGCCAAAAGAGCGCAAUGCAAAGAGACCAUCUGUUGCUGCCAGGAAAGCAAAAGAACUCAGGGCUGCUGCCUCUGGCUUGAAACAAGGCGGGACAAAACGGAAGCUGGAACACCGAACACCUGACACUGCAGGCAGAAAGAAGAAAUUUAGAAAAUCUUAGGUCUUACGUUGUUCAACAAUGUUAUACAUGAGAUAGUAUUCAUUCAUUCACUUUUCAGGAUUGUAGCUUUCUGUUUCAUCUAGAAUUAAAUUUAACUCCCUUAUUAAUCAAGGUUUAGUGUUUUACGUUA